CUUCAACUUAAAUUCGAGUUGAGCUACUACGUGAAAGAUUAGGUUCAUCCAUUCCAUUCCUGCACUAGACGUUUUCUGGGAAUUAAAUUCACAGGACACUGUACACGUCACCGAUUUUUAACAAUGGCGUCCAAGAUUCUAGCCACCGCGCUCCGCCGCACGCUUGCUAAACCAUCCAUAUAUUGUCGCCGCUUCUCCACUGCGGCGACGGCGGCGGCAGUAGAGCCAUUCGAGGAGGACGCCGCCGGAAUCAGCAUGAAAGGAGUAAGGAUCGCCGGCAGGCCUCUAUACCUGGACGUGCAAGCCACGUCACCGGUGGACCCCAGAGUGGUGGACGCCAUGCUUCCCUACUAUCUCUCCCGCUUCGGCAACCCUCACUCGCGCACCCAUCUCUACGGCUGGGAAUCGGACCGGGCUGUCGAGGCGGCCCGAGCCCACGUCGCGGCCCUCAUCAAUGCUUCCCCCAAGGAGAUUAUUUUCACAUCGGGCGCUACCGAGUCCAAUAACGUCUCCGUUAAGGGCGUCAUGCACUUCUACAAGGAGAAGAAGCGCCACGUCAUCACUACCCAAACGGAGCACAAGUGCGUCCUCGAUUCCUGCCGUCAUCUCCAGCAAGAGGGUUUCGACGUCACUUAUCUCCCGGUUGACCCGGAUGGCCUCGUUAACCUAGAUGAGCUCCGGGCCGCGAUCCGACCCGAUACCGGUCUCGUUUCAAUCAUGAUGGUGAAUAACGAGAUCGGCGUGAUUCAGCCCGUCCAGGAAAUUGGGGAAAUUUGCAGAGAAUUCAAUGUUCCUUUCCACACCGAUGCCGCACAGGCUCUAGGUAAGAUUCCAAUUGACGUUGAAACAAUGAACAUUAGUUUAAUGUCGCUAAGUGGGCAUAAGAUCUACGGCCCUAAAGGCGUGGGAGCUUUGUACAUGAGACGCCGGCCGAGAAUUCGAGUUGAGCCCCAAAUGAAUGGCGGUGGACAGGAGAGAGGGAUUAGGAGUGGGACUGUUCCAACUCCAUUGGUAGUAGGGUUUGGGGCAGCCUGUGAGCUGGCCAAAAAGGAAAUUGAAUAUGACACUGUAAAGAUCAAAGCUUUGCAGGAUAGGCUGCUGAAUGGAAUCAAGGCUAGAAUUGAUGGUGUGGUGGUGAAUGGGAGUUUGGAGAGGCGCUAUGCCGGGAAUUUGAACUUGUCUUUCGCGUACGUGGAGGGCGAGAGCUUGUUGAUGGGGCUUAAGGAGGUUGCAGUGUCGAGCGGGAGCGCUUGCACUAGCGCUAGCUUGGAGCCCUCGUAUGUUUUGAGGGCGCUGGGAGUGGAAGAGGACAUGGCACACACGUCGAUUAGAUAUGGAAUUGGGCGGUUCACUACAGAGGAGGAGAUUGAUAGAGCAGUGGAGCUUACAGUGAAUCAGGUCGAGAAAUUGAGGGAGAUGAGCCCGCUUUAUGAGAUGGUUAAGGAAGGCAUUGAUAUUAAGAGUAUACAAUGGGCACAACACUGAUAGAUUUCGCCAUUUCGGUUACUGGAGCUUUCGUAUUCUGAUGCUAAUUAACAGCAGUUGAGUGCAAGGACUGCUAUUAGGUGGCUGCCAGUUUCUAUUGUACAGAAACUGCAGAAUAGUUCUCGAGGGAGUUUCCCGGUUUUGCUGAACAAUGAGAUUCUCAGCCUAAAUCUCGAUGCGCCUUUGCUAGACUCAUACCUUUUGGAAGAAACUGAACUUUAUCCAUAUUGAGUUGCGCCGUGUAUAAUUAUUGCUCUCUAAUCCAAACUUAAUACUUCCCUGCUGUCUUGUAUAAACUGUUAACAAUGUUUUUGCUGCUUCAAGCAGAAAGACUCUUAGCAGACGUCAGUUAAUUCUUCAAUGAUGUUAUACAUUGGAUAAUGCCUUAUUCCAACAGA
This is a messenger RNA of Ipomoea triloba (trilobed morning glory), 1883 nucleotides long. Its product is annotated as cysteine desulfurase, mitochondrial-like. NCBI's taxonomy places the organism in Eukaryota, Viridiplantae, Streptophyta, Magnoliopsida, Solanales, Convolvulaceae. Bases 124 to 1485 code for a protein of 453 amino acids. Gene Ontology annotation, molecular function: pyridoxal phosphate binding; cysteine desulfurase activity. The record is from RefSeq and is a predicted model, not a curated record. Gene Ontology annotation, biological process: [2Fe-2S] cluster assembly. The transcript has 2 exons. Gene Ontology annotation, cellular component: cytosol; mitochondrion.